AUACAAAUUUUAUAGGUGUAUCUAUAUUAUAUUUACUUUGUGGUUAGUACUUUUAGUUAUUUUCGUGUUAAAUAUUCGAUGAUCAGUGUAAAUAAUAAAGUAGAUGACGUUAAAUAAUGAGUUUAAAAUGGACAUUUAAUAAAAUCCAUGUUUUGGCAAAAUAGCUUAAUUAAACAACACAUAUUGGAAAAUACAUAAAAAUAAUAUAAAGUAUUGGAUAUGUGAUUUUUUGUAUUAUGCCUAGUGGACGUCGUAAUGCUAGUGGUCGGAGUGCUCCGACUAGUAAAUCACAAUUUAGUUUUGCUUCACCCACUGGAAGAAGUAAUAGCGGAGAUAGAAUACUUGGAAGUGGAGGAGAUGAAAAAAAACUAGAUGAUAAUUAUGGAAAGUUAUUAGCCCCAAAACAUGUACCUAUUCCAAUGGUACCAGUAGACGGACCAUUAACAUUUGAAGCCUUAUCAUUAGUUGUGUCAAUUGUUGCUGCAUGUUUACAAUUAUUAAAUCUGUAUAGGACUGUCUGGUGGUUAUCUCAUUCAUAUAAUUCAUAUAGUAUGAAUUUUUAUCUUAUAGAUCCUUAUCUUCUUACAUUUAUUAUUACUAUGGUAACACGAAGAUUUGUUUAUACUUUGUUACGACGAUUUGUUGAUGUUUCAUCUCCAACUCGUUGGUUCCACAUCGCUCAAAAAUUAAUGAGGAUAACUUUGUUAUCUAUAGUUCUGAGCAUAUUACUUUGGUGUUUAUAUCAUAUGGCAGAAAGGCACAAUAUAAUGAAAAUUUUUUAUUUAUGUUAUCCAAGUGUAUUUGUAUAUUUUUUAAUGUUUGGUGUCAGUAUAUCACCUUUCUUUGAUAUGUCAGCAGCACCUCGACAUGUAAAAGAAGAUAAAAGAAUGAAAUAUUUGUUGGAUACACCUUUACAUAACUGUUCAUUAAGCGCAUCAGCAAUCAGAGCUGAAGUUUCUACCUUCAGUACAGACUUUAAUCGUCGGUUGAAAAGAGCAUUAUUUGCGUCAAGUAGUACCGCUUAUGUCUGUGGUAUCGCUCCUAUCAUAUUUGUACCACAAUCUCUACAUUUCAAUGUGCCAUGGGUAGUACAAUAUGUUGUGCUGUUUUGGCUUGGAAGAAUAAGUGCUCACUUCGCACAAGCUUAUCCAGUAAGGUAUUGCGAUGUACUACAUAGAGCAGCUCUACAUUUAGGGCGUUGGAUAAAAAUUGAGAAUCAUAAUAAUCAUACAUAUGCGCAAGUAUGGAAUGAUGCGGUUCUAUGGCCCCAUGGAUCGAUUGUAAAAUAUAAUAAAGAAAUAUAUCGCUCGGAUGGUCUUUGUACUGCUGCGGAACCAGGAAAUCGAAAUCAUUGUAGGUUUCAUAUCUUAUUUAGCAAUCCUACAAUACUUCUAUGUUCUUUGUUGGGUCUUCAACUUCUACUCGUGGGGGCACAAUUAUUUAUUUUAAUACGCACAACAGAAUGGUAUCAAGUACUAUCAAUGACGUUGCUACUUGUAAUCAAUUAUUACACUUUAUUUAAAGUAACCAGAGAUUAUCUUGUUUGCUGGAAGGUGUAUCGUGCUGAACAAAUCAUACAAGAAAAAUGUCAGAUGAUUAUAUGGACAAUUUUUGUUGAUUUCGAUCGAUUAUCGAAAAUUAAGGAUUGUCUAAAGAAAUGUUUAGAAAUGUUCAAGUUCCAAUGCUAUAUUCGUACGUUAUUACUUGUCGAUAAUGCUAGUCCUCAUUAUCAUUGACAAAAAUAUCUAUCUCAUGGAAAAGACAUCAAUACGAAAACAAUAGAAGUUUAUUAAGAUAAAAUGUUUCUUUAAAUUACAUCAUUAUAUUUCAUUUCGUCGUUACAAAGAUAUUAAAGUAGUAAAUUAAGAUGGAAUGAAUGUGAAGAUAAGGAUUAAAUCGAAAUAAGAUUUUAUUUCUUAUGAAGUACCAUAAGUCGUCAUUUUAUUUAACAGUAACAAAAGCUAAUUAGAUUAUUGUUUAUAAUUAAUCUUCGUUUAUAAUUGGUUUUCCUGAAUCCAAUCAAGGAAAGAAUAGACUCUGGUGAAGACAUCUGGGGAUCCAACGGCGCAUGGAUGUCCGUAAGAUACAAUACCAAUUUGGACACCAUUGGCUACAAGUGGACCACCGGAGUCACCCUGUACAGAUAGAUUAAAUAAAUGAUUUUUAUCUUUCAUUAUUUUCGAGAAAGAAUAAUGAUGUGUAAUGGAAUCGAAAAGUCAAUUUGAAAGUUAUAUUUACAUGGCAAGCUCCUUCACCCUGUUUGGUAAAAGUACAAAUUUGGCUGUCGGUUAAUCUCCAGUGUUUGGAUUUGCAAGUUUGUUGGUUUACAACGGACAAAGUAAUUUGUUGGAGGUUGUUAGGGAUAGGUCCAUUCAGCUAUAAUGGAGAAAAAAAUUAGAUCAUUCCUUGAUGAAAUAGAAGUAAGAAAUUAUUAUCUUAUUGAUUACUUACAUAUAUUCUUCCCCAGCCGGUCAAAACAACUGGAUCUCCAGCUUUAAUAGUAUUACUGACUGGUAGUUUUACUGGUUGCACUAAUUGAGUGAAUAAAAUGUCUUCCGACACACGUAUUAGACCAAUAUCAUUGACAAGUUUAUAAGAGUUGUAUUUCUUAUGGACAAUCAAUUCCUCUGCAUUGUAAAUUGCUUCUUCUUUGUCCAAAAGUAUGCUACCUGCAUGGACAGUAACGUGCUGGUUCGAUUUUCUGUAAAAAUAAAAGUAUUAAUAUUGUAAAUUAUUGUUGACACAUAGUCAUCACUUAUAUUUCUUCUACAGAUUUAUGCUUUCAUUGUGCUAUUAGAUGAUUAAAACAAAUUGAAUAAACGUACCCAACAAGACAGUGAGCCGCAGUGAGAACGUAACGUUUGCUUAUGAUGGAACCUCCACAGAAAUGUUUGGGAGCUCUCAAUGAUACUUGGUAUGGGUAUUUACCCCGUGGUGCAUUAGUACCACCGACAAUACGGCCAGUUGGUACACCUUAGAGAAUUAUAUAGAAAAUUAUAUAUAAAUUACAUUACAAAUGAGAAUAAUUGUUGCUUGACAAGAACGUUUUUCUCUAUUUUAAAGGCAUUUUGUAAUUGUAAAAAUUGUGUAAAAUGUGAAAAAGCAAUAAUAUAUACACUUAUUUAUUGUACUUACUGUAAGCGGCGGUUGCCAGAAAAAGAAUUAACAAAGUAGUUAAACCCUGCAUGGUGAUGCGGUUAUUGAUGAUCGUCAGUGUUUUCUUCAGUAUAUAUACACGUUUUUCAAGUAGUCAUUGCGAAGAGACAUAAAUUUAAUUAAUCCAUUCUGAAAUCAGUUCAGAUUUCUUGAGAUUAAUUAUAUCGACAAGUAGCUGUGUAACAAUGGGUACAAUGACGUUGGACUUGGAAAGUACGGAAGUUAUCCCAUCCUUGAGGGAUUCCAGAGAUAAAAAGUAUUAAAUAUAUCAAUUGAUCGACAAGUACUCAUACGUCAGAUCGAUAAUUUUUAUCACGUGAAUAAAAAUUAAGACAACAAUGAUAUCAAUCAAAAGUCUUGAUUUACUUUCGCAUGAAAGAGGAUUUACGAAUGAAUUAAUUAAAUUCUAUUUUCUAAUUUAUAAUUUCUAUGUUCUAAUUUUAUUUUAUUGGAAUAAAAUAAAUUCGUAUUUAUAUCUUAA
Messenger RNA from Vespa velutina, 3637 nucleotides. RefSeq names its product transmembrane protein 39A. The record is from RefSeq and is a predicted model, not a curated record. The transcript has 9 exons. Bases 237 to 1736 code for a protein of 499 amino acids. Lineage: Eukaryota; Metazoa; Arthropoda; Insecta; Hymenoptera; Vespidae. Gene Ontology annotation, cellular component: membrane.